This is a messenger RNA of Dromiciops gliroides (monito del monte), 980 nucleotides long. It is a transcript of the gene CD8A, whose product is annotated as CD8a molecule. The record is from RefSeq and is a predicted model, not a curated record. The coding region runs from base 136 to 867 and encodes 243 amino acids. The transcript is spliced from 6 exons. NCBI's taxonomy places the organism in Eukaryota, Metazoa, Chordata, Mammalia, Microbiotheria, Microbiotheriidae.
AAGAUAGAGAAGCUUCACCACCCUUCACCUAGCCGGGGGGCCCCCUCCUCUUACCUGGAGCUGCCAGCUUUCCGGCUCCAGUGUGACUGCUCCGCCUGCCCUCUGGCCCGGCGGGAAGUAGCAAGGGAGCAAGGGAUGGGCUCCCCGUCUGCUGUACGAUCCCUGCUCCUGCCGCUGGUCCUGCUGCUCCAGCCCGUGGCGUGCCAGGCACAGGGGAAAUUCCGGAUGGUCCCCACCGAGAAGCGGGACGCCCAGCUGGGUCAGAGGAUACAGCUGUCGUGCGAGACGCUGGCCAUUGCGGAGACAGGAUGCUCGUGGCUGCGCCUGCCCCCCGGGGCCCGGGUGCCUACCUUUCUGCUCUUCAUCUCGGGCACCAGCACGACCGUGAGGAUGGGAGACAACGUGGACAAGAGGCUCCAGGGAGGGAAGAAGUCGAGUUCAAUCUACACCCUGACCCUGACUAGCUUCAGAGAAGAGGACGAGGGCUUCUACUACUGUGUGCUGGUCCGCAACGGCUUGAUGCACUUCAGCCACUUCGUGCCCGUCUUCCUGCCAGUAAAGGCCACCACCACCUCUGCUCCCAAGCCCACGACCACCACUCUGGCGACCACCACCAACUCUUCUAUCCAGAAUUCAGCUGGUUCUGGCAAAUGCAAACCCUUCAUUAAAUCCAAAGAAAAGAAAGGAUUGGAUUUCUCCUGUGACCUGUACAUCUGGAUGCCACUGACCGGUGUCUGUGUCGUCUUGCUCCUGGCCCUGAUCACUACCAUUAUCAUCUGCCAGAGGUCACGAAGACGAGUCUGCCGGUGUCCAAGGCCUCUGAUCAGACCAGGAGGAAAGUCUGGCCCACAAGAGAGAUAUGUUUAACCCAGCUAAUGGACAGGCAGCAGCAAUAACCAUGAUGGUGACUACUACAAGACUGUUAACUGAGAUAUUUCACUGUAUAAAUUAACCUUUUCCCCCUUCUAUUUCUUCAUUCU